Molecule: messenger RNA, 1642 nt
Organism: Myzus persicae (green peach aphid)
Lineage: Eukaryota; Metazoa; Arthropoda; Insecta; Hemiptera; Aphididae
Product: E3 ubiquitin-protein ligase RNF8-like
Exons: 6
Coding region: 630-1199 (189 amino acids)
Biological process (GO): proteasome-mediated ubiquitin-dependent protein catabolic process
Molecular function (GO): ubiquitin protein ligase activity
Source: RefSeq, a predicted model, not a curated record
CCGUAUCACUAAUAUCAUUAUCAUUCUCAUCUUUCUAAAAAGCCUUAAGUUCUUUUCUUCGGUGUCAUCGAAAGUAUCAUUAUUUCAAGUUUUCUCCGUUUGCGUAGGUGGCACUGAGGUAUUGUUCCAUACUUCGUCUCAUUCUCAAACUUAAGGCACCGUGCCUACACCACAUUUUUUUCUCGUUCUCUUUUGCAUUGUGCUGUCAAGCUAACAACAUAUCUGUAUCACUAUAUAACACAUUUUCUCGUCUCAUUAAUCUCUCAAAAGCAAAAUAUCAUUUCAAGUUGUUUUAUACCUAUCGUGUCAAGCUGUUCCUGUAUUGUUUGUAUCUGCCCUAAUCAGGUGAUUCAUAUUUGUGUUAAAUUUCACCUUGUCGUUGUAAGUCGUUCGUCUAAGUUGGUUACCCAUUGGUCACACGUCUUCGGGAUUGUCGCACAUUUUAUUUUACAUCUUUGUAUUUUUUAUUGUGCAAGUGUGGGCAUCCCGAGACGGUAGUGUUCCGGUUCAAAGCCACCAACUGACACCAGUCUCUGCAGUAACAGAUUGAAAAACUGGAUGUUGAAUCCCCUUUACUAGUUUUUGGAGUUGUAUCUACCACCAGUCAAAAGGUUCAGGAGACAUCCACCAUGGAACUGACUACAGCUGAUAUUCGCUACCCAUUAUUACAAAGAGAAUCACUCAAAAGCAAGAAAAAAAUGUUGAUUUUGUCCAAAGAAUCACUAAAAAGCAGGAAUAAAAGACUGAACAAUAAAAUUUCAAUGCAUUUAAAAUUAUCAAAAAUACUAACCAAAAGUUUGGAUGACAUGAAGGAUAAAAAUGCCAAGCUUACUGAGAAAUUUAAUGUAGCGCUGUUGGAAGAUAAAGAUUACCAGUGCCCAGUUUGUCAUGAACCAUUCAUAGAGCCAGCAUUGCUUAAUUGCUCCCACAUGUUUUGUACUUGGUGCCUUGAAAAUUGUUUAAAGGAAAAUAAUCACUGUCCGUUAUGUCGAGUACCUAUGACCCAUGCUGUACACUGUUUGAGCAUGAAAAAUUUCAUUGAAAAAAGAAUGGAACUCAUGCCAGCUACAAUCAGAUUAGAGCGCAAGAAUUUAGAAGAAGGCCGAAGGGCAAAACAUAUAUUUAAACAAAGCCAAGAAGAAAUUUUUCAACUUUACCUUAGGUAUUCAAGCGAUGCAAGCCAGUCAUCAAAUAAUUAAAGCUGUGAAUUGAUACAUUUAUUUUAAUCCCGCUAUAUUAAUUUGUGCGACAUAUUUUGAAUUAUUACUAUACUUGUAACAAAAUUAGCAAUUUGAUUGCAUCAUCCUUUAUGGUUAAAUAUCAAUAAUAGCAUAUUAGUGGUUGUGGGCCACAUUACAAAAUUGCUUAUAUUUUCUAAGAAUAGGAUUUAAAUUGAUUGUUUAAAUAUGUAUAUAAAAAUUAACUAAGCUUAGUGUGUUAUUGUCUACAAUGUACAAUUUUUGAUAAUAUGUAAUACUUAUAUUUUUAGAAUAUUCAGAAUUCCAAACAAUUUUUUGUAUGUAUAUUUAUAACUAUUUUGAUAAAAUAAUGAAAUAGAGAUAAAAAGUAAAAAUGCGUGUUUUUCUAUAGUGUAAUUACCAAUAUUAAGACUAAAAAUCGCGGAGGACGAGAAAUAAAAAUU